CGCGGAUGUGCGGGGCGCGGGGGCUGCCGGGAUCGGGGCGGCGGUCGGGGGCUGCCGAUUGAUCCCGAUCGGCUCCGAAUGAUCCCGAUCGGCUCCCAUUGAUCCCAAUUGAUCCCGAUCGGCUCCGAUCGAUCCCCGGCUCCCCCUCCGCCAUGUUCUUCACCUGCGGCCCCAACGAGGCCAUGGUGGUGUCGGGUUUCUGCCGCAGCCCCCCGGUGAUGGUGGCCGGGGGCCGGGUGUUGGUGAUCCCCUGCCUGCAGCAGAUCCAGCGGAUCUCCCUGAACACGCUGACGCUGCCGGUGCGCAGCGAGAAGGUUUACACCAGGCACGGGGUGCCCAUCUCUGUCACAGGCAUUGCACAGGUGAAGAUCCAGGGGCAGAACAAGGAGAUGCUGGCGGCCGCCUGCCAGAUGUUCCUGGGCAAGUCGGAGAGCGAGAUCGGCCAGAUCGCCCUGGAGACGCUGGAGGGCCACCAGCGCGCCAUCAUGGCUCACAUGACCGUGGAGGAGAUCUACAAGGACCGGCAGAAGUUCUCGGAUCAGGUUUUCCGCGUGGCCUCGUCCGACCUGGUGAACAUGGGGAUCUCGGUGGUGAGCUACACCCUCAAGGACGUGCACGAUGAACAGGAUUACCUGCGCUCGCUCGGGAAGGGCCGCACGGCUCAGGUGCAGCGCGACGCCCGCGUGGGGGAGGCCGAGGCCAAGCGGGACGCUGGGAUCAAGGAGGCGCGUGCCCGGCAGGAACAGGUCUCGGCCCAGCUCCUCUCCGAGGUGGCCACGGCGCGAGCCCAGCGCGACUUCCAGGUGGCCCAGGCUGAGUGCGACGGGGCCGUGAGCGCCCGCAGGGCCACGGCAGAGCUGGCAUUUCAGUUACAGGCGGCGCGCUCCCAGCAGGCCAUCGCGGCGCAGCGGGGGGAGGUGGCUCUGGUGGAGCGGACGCAGCAGGCGCAGCUGCAGGAGCAGGAGGUCGGCCGGUGCCGCCAGGAGCUCGAGGCCACCGUGCGCAAACCGGCUGAGGCCGAGCGCUACCGGCUGGAGCGGCUGGCCGAGGCGCAGAGGACGCAAGUGCUGCUGCAGGCUGAGGCCGAGGCCGAGACCCUCAAGGUGACAGGAGCCGCCCGUGCUGCCGCCGUGGCCUCGCGGGCUCGCGCCGAAGCCGCCGCCGUGGCCGCCAAGGCCGAGGCCUUUGGGCAGUUCCAGGACGCGGCCGUGGUGGAUCUGGUGCUGCAGAGGCUGCCACAGGUGGCCGAGGCCGUGGCCCAGCCCCUCCUCUCCACCCGCCGGGUGACGCUCGUGGGCGGCUCCGGCGCCGUCGGCGUCGCCAAAAUCCCCUCGGAGAUUCUGGAGCUGGUGACAAAACUGCCCGGGGCUGUGGGGGCGCUGGCCAGGGGGUCACAGGUGCCCCCGAGCGACCCCGAGACGUCCCCAAGUGUCCCCAAAGUGUCCCCAAAUGUCCCCAAGGUGCCACCACCCCCCCAGUGACACCAAAGUGACACCAAAGUGUCCCCAAGUGCCACCCCCCUGCUGCCACUGUGCCCCAAGUGCCACCCAAGUGCCACCACCCCCUGAUGUCCCUUUGUCCCCAAAGUGUCACCAAAGUGUCCCCAAGGUGCCACCAGCCCUGGCAUGUCCCCAAGGUGCCACCUUGUCCCCAAAAUGUCAUCAUGUCCUUAAAGUGUCAUCGUCCCCAUGGUGCCACCACCCCAAAGUGCCACCCCUGAAUGUCACCAUGUCCCUGAAAUGUCCCCAAGUGCCACCACCCUGCUGUCACUGUGUCCCCAAUGUCCCCAAGGUGCCAACUCCCUAGUGUCACCAUGUCCUCAAUGUGUCCCCAAGGUGCCACCACUGCAAUGUCCCCAAGGUGUCACCGUGUCAAUCAAGUGUCCCCAAGGUGCCAC
This is a messenger RNA of Catharus ustulatus (Swainson's thrush), 1897 nucleotides long. RefSeq names its product flotillin 1 (gene FLOT1). The transcript has 12 exons. Gene Ontology annotation, biological process: regulation of receptor internalization; protein kinase C signaling; positive regulation of cell-cell adhesion mediated by cadherin. Lineage: Eukaryota; Metazoa; Chordata; Aves; Passeriformes; Turdidae. The record is from RefSeq and is a predicted model, not a curated record. Bases 153 to 1481 code for a protein of 442 amino acids. Gene Ontology annotation, cellular component: plasma membrane.